AUGUCUGUUAAUGCAACAGAAAAUGAUCCUCCCAGAUUCUUUGUGGGUGGAGAAGAUGGAGAAGGAUUAUUGGAUUCAGCCCGAUCUACAGAUUAUGAACACUUCUAUGACCAUGGGGAAGAAGAGGAGGAAGAGUAUGAUUCUCCACCAGAAAGACAAAUUGCAGUUGGGAUAUGUUCAAUGGCUAAGAAAUCAAAGUCCAAACCAAUGAAAGAAAUUCUUGAACGCCUCUCCAUGUUUAAGUAUAUAACUGUGGUGAUAUUUGAAGAGGAUGUUAUUUUGAACGAGCCAGUAGAAAAUUGGCCUUUAUGUGACUGUCUCAUUUCUUUUCACUCUAAAGGGUUUCCACUGGACAAAGCAGUAGCUUAUGCAAAACUCAGGAAUCCUUUCAUAAUCAAUGACCUGAAUAUGCAGUAUCACAUACAAGACAGAAGAGAAGUCUAUGGUAUUCUUAAAGCUGAAGGAAUUUUACUUCCUCGCUAUGCAGUUUUGAACCGUGAUCCAAACAAUCCCCAAGAAUGCAACUUGAUUGAAGGAGAAGAUCAUGUGGAAGUGAAUGGAGAAAUCUUCCAGAAGCCCUUUGUAGAAAAGCCAGUUAGUGCUGAAGACCACAAUGUUUACAUUUAUUAUCCAACAUCUGCUGGGGGUGGAAGCCAGAGGCUCUUUCGAAAGAUUGGCAGUAGAAGCAGUGUUUAUUCUCCUGAAAGCAGUGUGAGGAAAACAGGCUCCUAUAUCUAUGAGGAAUUCAUGCCUACAGAUGGAACUGAUGUGAAGGUGUACACAGUAGGUCCAGACUAUGCUCAUGCUGAGGCCCGGAAGUCUCCAGCUCUGGAUGGCAAAGUAGAACGAGACAGCGAAGGAAAAGAAGUGAGAUAUCCAGUCAUCCUGAAUGCAAGAGAGAAGUUAAUUGCUUGGAAAGUAUGCCUUGCCUUUAAGCAAACAGUUUGUGGCUUUGAUUUGCUGCGUGCUAAUGGACAGUCCUAUGUCUGUGAUGUGAAUGGCUUCAGUUUUGUGAAAAACUCCAUGAAAUACUAUGAUGAUUGUGCUAAGAUAUUGGGAAAUAUCAUAAUGAGAGAACUUGCUCCCCAAUUUCAAAUACCAUGGUCAAUUCCUUUAGAAGCUGAAGACAUUCCUAUUGUGCCAACCACCUCUGGAACAAUGAUGGAGCUUAGAUGUGUUAUAGCUGUAAUACGCCAUGGGGAUCGAACACCAAAGCAAAAAAUGAAAAUGGAAGUAAAACAUCAGAGAUUUUUUGAUCUCUUUGAAAAAUGUGAUGGAUAUAAAUCUGGAAAACUGAAACUGAAAAAACCAAAACAGUUGCAGGAAGUACUUGAUAUAGCAAGGCAGCUCCUUGUAGAACUUGGGCAAAACAAUGAUUCUGAAAUUGAAGAAAGUAAAGCAAAACUUGAACAGCUGAAGACUGUGUUAGAAAUGUAUGGGCAUUUUUCAGGCAUAAAUCGCAAAGUUCAGUUAACGUAUCUUCCUCAUGGCUGCCCUAAGACUUCCAGUGAAGAGGAAGAUAAUAGAAGAAAUGAGCCAUCCCUGCUUCUCGUUCUAAAAUGGGGAGGAGAGUUGACCCCUGCAGGCAGGGUUCAAGCAGAGGAGCUUGGAAGAGCUUUCAGGUGUAUGUAUCCAGGCGGACAAGGAGAUUAUGCUGGAUUUCCUGGAUGUGGAUUACUUAGAUUACAUAGCACUUACCGACAUGAUCUCAAAAUCUAUGCUUCUGAUGAGGGACGAGUUCAGAUGACUGCAGCAGCUUUUGCAAAGGGACUACUGGCCUUAGAGGGAGAGCUGACUCCUAUUCUUGUCCAGAUGGUAAAAAGUGCUAAUAUGAAUGGUCUGUUGGACAGUGACAGUGAUUCUUUAAGCAGCUGUCAACAUCGUGUUAAAGCAAGGCUCCAUGAAAUUCUCCAGAGAGACAGAGAAUUUACUGCUGAUGACUAUGAUAAGCUCACUCCAUCUGGGAGCAUCUCACUGAUAAAAUCAAUGCAGAUUAUUAAAAAUCCUGUAAAGACAUGUGACAAGGUCUAUUACUUGAUACAGAGUUUGACUUCUCAGAUCAGGCAGAGAAUGGAAGAUCCAAAGUCUGCAGAUAUUCAGCUGUACCACAGUGAAACUCUAGAACUGAUGUUGCGCAGGUGGGCCAAGUUGGAAAAAGACUUCAAAACAAAAAAUGGAAGAUAUGAUAUUAGCAAAAUUCCUGAUAUUUAUGACUGUAUAAAAUAUGAUGUACAACACAAUGGAUCCUUAAAAUUAGAAAACACGAUGGAAUUAUAUAGGCUUUCAAAGGCUUUAGCUGACAUUGUGAUUCCUCAGGAAUAUGGUAUUUCUAAAGCUGAGAAGUUGGAGAUUGCCAAAGGUUACUGCACUCCUCUAGUCAGAAAAAUUCGUUCUGACCUUCAGAGAACUCAAGAUGAUGACACUGUAAAUAAGCUUCACCCUCUCUACUCCAGGGGUGUCAUGUCCCCAGAACGCCAUGUUCGUACCCGGCUGUAUUUCACCAGUGAGAGUCACGUCCACUCUCUGUUAUCCACCCUUCGUUAUGGUGCCUUAUGUGAUGAAUCAAAAGAUGAACAAUGGAAACGAGCUAUGGAUUACUUAAAUGUCGUCAAUGAACUCAAUUACAUGACACAGAUUGUUAUCAUGCUCUAUGAGGAUCCAAAUAAGGAACUUUCUUCAGAAGAACGUUUUCACGUAGAGCUGCAUUUCAGUCCAGGAGCUAAAGGCUGUGAGGAAGAUAAAAAUUUACCAUCUGGAUAUGGAUACAGACCUGCCUCCAGAGAGAAUGAAGGCUCAAAAAAAACCUCUCAUAGAAAUGAUAGUGAUGAGGAGGUGCACGCUCCUAAACGAGAUGAAACCGAUCGAUCAGUAGUGAUGUUCAAGCCAAUGGUAUCAGACCCAAUUCACAUACACAGAAAGUCACCCCUUCCAAGAUCCAGGAAGAUUGGUUCUGUUGAAGAAGAGAGCCCCCUGAGUGUGUCUAGCCCAGAGUGUAUUGGUACCUGGCUGCAUUACACCAGUGGUGUGGGUACUGGGCGUCGAAGACGCAGAUCAGGGGAACAAAUCACUUCUUCCCCUGUCUCCCCUAAAUCACUGGCUUUCACAUCCAGUAUUUUUGGCUCAUGGCAACAGGUCCUAUCAGAAAGCAAUAGUAACUUACGAACACCAAGAACUAUUCUGGAACAAAAGCAGAGUGGUCUAGGGUCUCACUGUGCGGGCCUGUUUAGCACCUCAGUGCUCGGGGGUUCUUCAAGUGCACCUAACCUACAGGAUUAUGCUCGUACGCAUCGUAAAAAGCUGACUUCUUCUGGCUUCAUAGAUGACACCACACGCGGUUCUGCUGUUAAAAGGUUUUCUAUCUCAUUUGCUCGACACCCAACCAAUGGCUUUGAACUGUAUUCAAUGGUGCCUUCUAUUUGCCCUUUGGAAACUCUACACAACUCCUUGUCUCUGAAGCAGGUGGAUGAAUUUCUUGCUUCUGUUGCUGCUCCAUCAAGGGAAAAUCUGCAGGAUACAUCUUCUCCAACUUACAUGAUGCCCCUUUCAGGAAGAAAAAUUUCUUUAAAUACAUUUACCCCCGCAAAAAUUCAACCAACUGCACUUGAAACUUUGCCUGAAAGGCUAGUGGUGGAAAAACUAACCUUAUCUACCCUUGGAUGUCCUGUUAAGGUAUCUAAUAUUAAACCAUCUCUUGAAGAGGCCUCUCUAGAUGCAGAACUUUGUGGUGAAACUCUUUCUGAAAAGAAAUGAUCAGACAAAACUGGAAACAACUUCUUAAAUGGUUCUUUAAUGUGCAUUCAAGCAAGUUAGGGAGCUGUCAAAAGCCAUUCAUGUCUGCAUCUGCAAUUCAUAGUGCACUUAAAAAUCUUUAUAAAUAGUUAACUAGUGUGCACAGUAUUUAGGUCAAGCAUCUUUUCUCAUUUUCUAAAACAUAGUAUUUGAGGAAUGUCACAGCUUUUAAUGGAAAAGCUGCACAUGAACCUUUUCUGUGUCUUCAAAUAUCUACUGUAAACGUGUACAAAAACAAGAUGGUAUGUAUUACAGUGGGUCUGUUGUCGUCACUGUAAUGAGAGCAUUGUCUGUUGUCAUCAUAAACGUCUAUUUCCGGGAGUUUAUAAUCUCCCUGUGAAUUUCUUCUGUGUGCUGAAACAGAACAUGCAUCUUGACUUUUUUAAAAUUUAACUACAUUCCCAAAGAGAUCUCUUUUCCCUGGUUUGGAGAUAAGCAGAUAUUUUCUGUAUUUGAAUUACAUUAUAUUAUAUAUGCUGCAAUAAUUAGGCAUGCUGGGAUGAGUUCAUGUAUCAGCACUUUUGACUACUCUUUUUGUUUUUCCUUGUGUUUACAUGUAACAUUCAAAUCUACCUUCUUUUAUUGUUUAGUACACAUGCUUGUAUACAGAUACUUGUAUAUCAUCCAGCAGAUAAAACUGUCUUUUAUAUGUUUUUAUCAAAAACUUCUUUUGCUUACUAGAAAAGACAGUUUUAUUUCCUUGCCAUGUGUUUCUAGAAAAAGGUGAUACUAAAAAGCAGGUUUUGUAGAAUGAGAAAUGGUUACAGCUCAUCUGCAAAUAGGUUUAUUCUAAAAAUUGUAAAUAUUCCACCUAUGCUCUAUUGUCAUCCUUUCAGCACAGAGUCUGUGGAGUACCAGAACUCAGUGCAUACUGUUCCAAAAUACUCAGGAUUCUCAUGGCCUGGGAAUUUUCAUACCUCCCUACUUCCAAUCUACUGGUUGACAGCAACUGUCAAAAAAAAACCCCACAAAACAAAACAAAACAAAAACCAAAACAAACAAACAAAAAAACCAAAUCCAAAACACCAACAAAAAAUCUCACACAAACCAACCAAAAAAACACAAACAAACAACCAAACCAACCAAACAAAAACAAACAAACAAACAAAAAAACUUACACAAAAAAGCCAGGAAAAAUCUCACAAAACAAAAGGAAAAAAAAUUAAACAUUUUAUGAGAUGUAAGAAGCAUUUCUAAAUUGGUGGAACAUGGAGUUAUGGUAUUAUUUAGAAGAUUUAUCCAAUCUAAGUAAAUUUUAUAAUUUUUGUCUGUGGCAUGACAAAAUUACUGGGUUAUGAGUACCCCAAAUGUAUGAAAAUAUAGACCACUUCUUUAAGUUCAAGUGGCUGAGUAGUAAGAAUGGACUUCAUAACUACAAGUUAGGCAAUUCCUUUCACGUUUAAGCUGCAGAAGACAGCUUAUGAGUAAAAUGUUUAAGCAGGGCUCUUGUCUCCAGAGCCAGUGCAAGUUGCACUAAUUACAUUCACUAGUUACUAGUUACAGUUACUUUGUCAGAGGGUCUUUUUUUGGUGUUUACCAUAUAGGAAAUGGCUUCAGCAGACGAUUUCUAACAAUGCUGAUUAAAUACCAAAAAUAGGAAGGGUUUCACAGCUAUAUACUUCAAGUAUUUCAAUUUUCAUACUGUAAUUGUGUUAUUUACAAUGUUGGUCUUGCAUACAACUGAAUGUACCCCUGUUUACCAUUUAAAAAGAAAACCUAAAAAUUCAAGUAUUCAUAUCAUUCCAGUCAACCAAAGCUGUGGCAUAAGUUUUUUAUGUGCUUCUAAAUAAAAUCAAGGUCACUGGCAACUUCUCUCUUUUGUAUUUUUUUUAAAAGCACUGUGAAGUAUAGUGAGUAGCUGACAAAAUCAUCUCAGUGGAAAACAAUUUACAUUAUUAUAAGCCAGUAAAUUAGAAAUAAGCCAAAAUUACACUUGGUGGUAAGGAUGUGGCAUAAAAGAAAUGACGUUAUCAUUUUAUACUGAAAUCACUCCUCAAAAAAAUAAGUGGCAGUCACACUGCAGUGCUUUGUGGUGUUCCAGAGUGGUAACAUCAAAUACAGGACCACUGUAAGUGCUCUUCUACUUGCCGUUGAGACUGACAAUAGGACACAAGGUGGACUGUGCAGGUUUGAACCUAUUUUUAAUUCAAUUUUUUAUGCAAUAGUACUCUUCUCACAUUAAACUUUUUUGAACUAUACAUCCUAUUCCAGCCAGAUUUGGCAGAGGUCAAAGGAUAUGUUCACACAAAAUCAGUGGUCAAAAUAUGACAAUGACUCUGUGACUCCCAAAAUAUUAUCAGCCUGCAAUGUAGUUUAAGUAAUUACGUAGCUUAGCAUUUCUUCAAAUAUGAAGCAUCAUUAAAAAACAGACCAAGGCUCAAAAAUGUGUGAAAACUCCUAAAAUUAAUUGAAAUCCUGUUUUAUGUUUCUUUAUUAUAAUCAAUAAAUUUCAGUUAUGUAAUUAUCCAAGAAUGCACAGGCUGUUAAGGGAAAACAGAUGUGCUCCCAAAGUUCAGUUUUGUAGAAAUCCAUAUAAACACUAGGGAGGCAUGCAUACAAGAAAUAAUUAUACAUAUUAUCAUAUAUUUCAAAAAUAAUGAUCACACAUGGAGCAACAGCAUCCAUGCCCCUGCAAAAACAGUUGAAAGUAUAACGGCAGAAGACAUGUAACAAAGAUUUUUAAAAGCCAUUUCAGUGCAAUAGACAAAUGGCAGAAUGUAGGGAUUUAAGACUACUUUCUGUCAUCUAACAGAGAGAGAAGCAUAAUUUUCCUUUAUUUUUCCUGCCUUUCUUCCUCAUCAAUUGACAGCAACUGUAUUUUUGACAGUCCCAUAAGUAACUUGCUAAAGAAAAAAUAGAACUUUUCCAGAAAGUCAAUUCUACAAGAAGCAGUAGUGUACUUUCUAGAAAGUGUACUUUCUAGAAGUGUACUUUCUAGUAGUAGCAGUAGUUCAUAUUUCUUUUAUUUUUCUUUUUAAAUAAUGGUUUUAAUUUUGCUUGCUUUUGUGAGGACAAAUUUCAUUGAGUAUUUUUAAAUGCUAAUUUUUUUAUUUUCUCUCACUUAGUCUUAAAAACAACCAUCUUGUGCUCUGAAAUACAGAAACUGGUGUAACACCAAAGCAGUCCAGAGUGUAAUACUGUGAAAAACAGAUGUUGAAUAAAAAAUAGGCCAAAUAUUUUAUCUAUAAAAAAGAGAAUGUGUGAGUGUGUGAAUGGCAUCACAUAUGGGCUUAGGAGGAGCAAAAUGCAAUAAACACAGAGAACAUCCGCAUCAUAAAAGGUAGAAGCUAGUGUAGAAAAAAUCCUACGGAAGCUUAAAUUCUGCAUUGAUGCAACCAGUUCUAAAGUGGACUUGCUUUAAAAAAAAACAACCAAACAACAGACUUGAUUGAAAAGUUGUCACUGUGCCACGCAAAUCAGACUUUACAGAUCUCCAUCCUGUUCAGUCAAAGAGAUAAGUCACUGACAAGAGAAAACAAGGUAAUUGGGUGACAUGCAUUUUGCAACAGAUCCAGAAUACUUCUAAUAUAAUGGCAGUGUCUUUGCUUCCAACAAAGCUUGUUUGGUCUAAGUGUACCUGUCUAACCAGAUCUCCUAUUUCAUCUCUCCAGAAGAAGGAAUAACUGCUCCUUUAUUUAAUAAGAUUAUUAUUUGUUGUACACUAAUAUAAGUACUAAAAAUUUGUGAAUCUUUUAAAAUCUGAGUAUAAAUCCAUUCGGACUCCCUGUGUUAGUUGUUGUCAGACUCUUGUUAGCUUUUUCAUUUCUCUUUUGGGAAAUGGCUGGGAAUAGAUUUAGACUUAAAUUAUUAUAUGUAAAAAUUACAUAAAUUAUUUUAAAAGGCUACUCUGGAAAGCAUUUUGAACUCUAUGAAUUUAAACUAAGUCUGUAGACAUUUUAAAGAGCACUCACAUACAGCAUGUAUAGUUACAAAUACUAAAAAGUAAAAAUGAAAAGAGAAAAUCCAACUAAGAGAAUUCAAAAGACUGAAAUGACAUUGGAUUUUAAAUAGAAUGGAAUAAAAAAAACCCCAAAAUA
Passer montanus (Eurasian tree sparrow) is the source of this 7826-nucleotide messenger RNA. RefSeq names its product diphosphoinositol pentakisphosphate kinase 2 (gene PPIP5K2). The coding region runs from base 1 to 3750 and encodes 1249 amino acids. The record is from RefSeq and is a predicted model, not a curated record. Gene Ontology annotation, molecular function: diphosphoinositol pentakisphosphate kinase activity; 5-diphosphoinositol pentakisphosphate 1-kinase activity; inositol hexakisphosphate kinase activity. NCBI's taxonomy places the organism in Eukaryota, Metazoa, Chordata, Aves, Passeriformes, Passeridae. Gene Ontology annotation, biological process: inositol phosphate biosynthetic process; inositol metabolic process. Gene Ontology annotation, cellular component: cytosol. The transcript is spliced from 30 exons.